Molecule: messenger RNA, 2889 nt
Organism: Phascolarctos cinereus (koala)
Lineage: Eukaryota; Metazoa; Chordata; Mammalia; Diprotodontia; Phascolarctidae
Gene: TMBIM6
Product: transmembrane BAX inhibitor motif containing 6
Biological process (GO): negative regulation of RNA splicing; negative regulation of endoribonuclease activity; cellular response to unfolded protein
Cellular component (GO): mitochondrial membrane
Molecular function (GO): enzyme binding
Source: RefSeq, a predicted model, not a curated record
AACUUUUAAGAAGAGUUGAUCUUAAGGGGUAUAGUGGAUAAAGACCUCUCCUGGAAGCUAGAAAGAUCUGAUUAUUCAAGGCCCUUGGUUGUCUGACCCUGGAGUGAAGGCUGUGUCCUACAGACUCCAGCACCAUGAACAUGUUUGAUAGGAAGAUCAACUUUGAUGCGCUCUUAAAAUUUUCCCACAUCACACCUUCUACACAGCAGCACCUGAAGAAGGUCUAUGCCAGUUUUGCCCUCUGCAUGUUUGUGGCGGCUGCAGGGGCAUAUGUCCAUGUGGUCACCCGUUUCAUUCAGGCUGGCUUGCUUUCAGCCUUGGGUUCUUUGGGAUUGAUGAUAUGGCUGAUGGCAACACCACACAGUCAUGAAACUGAGCAGAAGAGACUGGGCCUUCUGACUGGAUUUGCUUUCCUUACAGGAGUUGGUUUGGGCCCUGCCCUGGACUUAUGCAUUGCUAUCAACCCCAGCAUCAUUCCUACCUCCUUCCUUGGCACAGCAAUGAUUUUCAGCUGCUUCACCUUGAGUGCACUCUAUGCUAGGCGUCGCAGCUACCUCUUCCUAGGAGGUAUCUUGAUGUCCGCCAUGAGCCUGAUGCUGUUUUCCUCCCUUGGGAACCUCUUCUUUGGAUCUUUUUGGCUGUUCCAGGCGAAUCUGUAUGUGGGACUGGUGGUCAUGUGUGGCUUUGUCCUUUUUGAUACUCAGCUCAUAAUUGAAAAGGCUGAAAAUGGAGAUAAGGAUUAUAUCUGGCACUGUGUUGACCUCUUCCUGGAUUUUGUCACCCUCUUCCGGAAACUCAUGAUGAUCCUAGCAAUGAACGAAAAGGACAAGAAGAAAGAGAAGAAGUAAGACAGCUGUUCAGCCUUUCCCUCUUUGGCUCCCUUCCCUCAUCCUCUCAUUUCCUCUCUGCACACAUUACAGGUGGCGUGUUCUGUGAUAAGGAAAAGCAUCAGAAAAGCUUUUGUACUUUGUGGUUUUCUCUGUUUGAGUUUUUUUAAUCAGAAAACUGAUUAGCAGAUUCUAAUUUGGAGUUUGGCUUCAUGUUCCCUGGGAUUCCAUAUCUCUCCUUUGUCCUUCGACAGUCAGUCCCUGGUAUGUGAAGAGUAACUGCAACCAAGCAGAAGGAGCGAGUUCCAAGAGUCUUCUUGAUGGCAGUACUUUAUUGGUGGAUUUGAAAUUUUUCCUUGCAAAGCCUCCUCUUCUCUCUCAGCAUUAUUUGGGUUUAAUAGCCAUUCCUGUGGGUGGGAGAUAAAGGCAGUGUGUAUUUUAGCAAGUUGAAUAGAGAUUUCUGAAACCCUUAGCUCCUGUGUUUAGUUCUGUUUGGACUUGAGCUUCUGCCAAUUCCUUAAGAGAUUUGCAAACAAAGUGACCUGAUCUUUCUGCUUUGGAAGAAGCUUUUUGGAAGGCACUUGUACGUCCUCUGAGCCUUGUUGAAUCACUGCCAGUUUGGCAGACGUACCAUCUUGCCCCUUCUUCUCAAGACGUCCUGGCUUGAUGGAUGUUCCCCUAACUCCUUGCCUGGCCCUAAUUCAGGGAACCUGUCCAGUCAGAUCCAUUUGAGUAGGAGAGUUUUCAGUAUGUAUAUAAAUGUUAGUUUCAUGGGGCAACUGCAACUCCUAAAAGAAACCUUAUGCAUGUUAAAUGGGAUAAUGUUGGAUUCUCUAAACUUCCCCUAGAUUCUUCCUCUCGGAAGUGUAACUCAAUCUUAGUUGCCGAGUAGACUGUCAUUAGAAUACCCAAAGUAUCUUGGAGUUGGGCCUCAGGAAGGCUGCAAUUCAUGGUGAGCACUAUAGAAUUGUUUCUAAUGGAACCUGCCAGCGCACCUCUGAACAACUCUGUGGGCUAGAGCAUGGUAGAACCACCCUUCCAUUCAGAGGCUCUUUGACUCACCAGGGUUAGAGCUGCUGUGACGGCUUGAGUGGCAGAGUUCUUAAAUACCAUCUGGUCCAUUCCCCAGCUGACUGUAAGUAAGCAGUGCUAGAGCAGUGUCUUAAGUCAGCAAGUUAAUUUCUGGCAGAUGAUUCCUAGCUCUUGUUCUGUUGCCUGUUUUACAGAAAUUCAGCUCUGGGGUGGCAACCUUUUUUCAUGAAGGUAUGGCUCACUUGACCAAACCUACAAAUGACCCUUAUCCCUAUGCCACCUUACUCCAGUUGUAAACAUGUGGAGAAUGCUAAUAGAGACCACCAAACCAGUAUCCGCAUUUUCAACCAGAGUCAGAUGGCAUACAAAUGAAGGUGUCAUCCCAAAUGACCAUGGCUCUAAGAAUAGUUGUGAGGCUGUACUGCAGGAGGGAUGGAAUUACUUUAGCGCUUUUUGCCAGCAGCUUUCUGUUUUUUGGCUCUUCCUUCCCUUUGACAGCACUGCUGCUGGUGUUAUGAGCUAGGUCUCCUGCAGUACAGUACUGCUUUGUUUUUGGGGAAGCAUUUGCUCCCAGAUCCUGUGGCAUUCAGUAUAGCUCUGUCUUCUGUAGGUGGUUGCCUUCUGAUCCCAGGGUACCAGACCUAGGUAGGACUAUUUCUCCCUGUUGUAUCCCCCAGCAGCCUUUUGUCCAUGUAUUUGAUGUUGCUCUACCCUUGCUACGAAUUUGACUGUGUUAAUGUCUCCUGAAGCCAAAUUCCACCUUUUGUGCUUUUUGCUUGGGAUAAAAAGUUUUUCUUUAGAAACAGUGCCAAGAAUGACAAGAAAAAAAUUCCACUUUUAAAGAGAAUGCCUAACAGGUUUUUAAUACAGUAAUUACUGUAACUAUCACUUUCUUUUCUAGUUUCUUGGUUUUCAGCUCAGGCUGCAUUCUAUAACUCAUACUGUGAAGACAAAGGUGUUUUUGAUUCAGAAAUAUAUGAAAUCUACAAAGUCUUAAUUUGUAAAAAAUAAAGAAAAAAUCUUCAGUCUU